CGAUUAUCCAUAACAUUGUGUCCCAUCGCUGUUUGAGGAGUUUUACAAUAGAAAUAGCGUUUAUCUUUUAACUUUAAAAAAUACGACGGCGAGAAUCCACCUAACUCUUGUGAAAGGAAACCAACACUAGAAAUUUAUAUGUUACUAAAAAAUGGUUGGCAAAUCCACUGUUUCAGCUUUACAGGAAUAUUGUGCUAAGAAUAAAGUACAACCACCGACCUACGAAUAUAUCGGCGAAGAGGACGGUAGUUUUUCUUGUAAGAUCACCUUCAUGGAUACGGAAGCUGUGGGUAUAGGGCGUUCUAAACGCGAUGCGAAACAUAAUGCCGCCGGUGUUGUUAUUAAACGUUUGCGUCUUUCUAAUGAAUGCGUCGAUGAUCUCGAUAGCGGAUUACCGCCCACUGAUAUGAUAGUGGUAUUGCGUGAUUACUGUGUGCAGCACCAGAUACCGUUACCUAUAUUUGAAAUUGUACAGCAGGGCGGUACACCGGAUGCGCCAGAAUUUACAGCGUUAUGCACUGUAGCAUCAAUACGUCGUUAUGGAGUGUCUGAGAAGAAAAAGGAUGCACGCCAAAAAGCUGCAUAUGAAAUGUUUUGUGUAAUUGUUGAUGAUGUAAACAAGCUGGAUCAUCAAAUGCAAGUAGCAACACUUCAGGAUGCACAAGAGGAUUUUGAAUCAGAACGUUAUCUAAAAUUUAAGUCAUAUCGCGAGAUGACCGAAUCGACCAAUGGAGAAAUUCCAGGUGUAUUACUUUGUGAUCGUCAUAAUUAUUUCAAAAACUUUUAUAAGGAACUUAAAAGAAGCGCACAAAAUAUUCUCAUGAAUACAUCGUAUGAUUCUCAGCAAGAUAAAGCCUUGGACGUUUUGGAAGCAUUAAAAAUUAAACCGAAAGUAACUAAAAUGCCUACAGACAAAGCUAGUCCAUUGUUAUUUAUCGAAUUGAAUUGUGAUUUUGAUGUUGUAUUCGUUGGACCGCCGGAUAAAGUUUACACUGAUAUAAUUGAGUAUUUUAAAGUAAUGCUAUAAACAACGUCGGAUAAAGUUUACUCGGGAACAAUCGAGUACUUUAAGAUAAUGCUGUACGUUAUUCGUAAUUUUCCCGGUUUUAUACUAAAAACCUACGUCCUUAUGCUUAUUUAUUAUAAAUUAUAAAAACAUUGAAUUGCUUGAAGGUGUAAAUGUUUUAAAGUGUGUUAUUAUAUGCGAUUAAUUAAGAGUGGGGUAUUUUUUUUUUUAAAUAUAUUUCGCUUUUUUUCUUUUGUCAAUUAUUUUAAAUAAAUACAAGUCAUAAAACAGUUAAAA
Molecule: messenger RNA, 1303 nt
Organism: Ceratitis capitata (Mediterranean fruit fly)
Lineage: Eukaryota; Metazoa; Arthropoda; Insecta; Diptera; Tephritidae
Gene: r2d2
Exons: 3
Coding region: 152-1027 (291 amino acids)
Source: RefSeq, a predicted model, not a curated record